Molecule: messenger RNA, 597 nt
Organism: Westerdykella ornata
Lineage: Eukaryota; Fungi; Ascomycota; Dothideomycetes; Pleosporales; Sporormiaceae
Product: carbohydrate kinase
Exons: 2
Coding region: 1-597 (198 amino acids)
Cellular component (GO): cytoplasm
Molecular function (GO): gluconokinase activity
Source: RefSeq, a predicted model, not a curated record
AUGUCCGCUCCAAAUCACCAUCACAUCUUCAUCGUCACGGGUCCAGCAGGCUGUGGAAAGAGUACCGUUGCCAAGUUCCUCUCCGAACGUUAUGGGUUCCACUACAUCGAAGGGGAUGAUUUUCACCCAAAGGCCAAUAUUGAGAAAAUGUCCAAUGGACAACCUCUAAACGAUGCCGAUCGCUGGGACUGGCUGAUUAUCCUCCGAGAUGAGGCGCUCAGGAACCUCAAGCAAGGCCACAAGGGCGUCGUCGUGACCUGCAGCGCAUUGAAGAAGAAAUACCGGGACGUCAUCCGCACUGCGCGGUUAUAUGAUGACGAGGACCCCGAUGUGGCCCUUCACUUUGUCUACCUCCAAGCCUCGCUCGAAACCCUUUUGGAGCGCGUUGGAAACAGAAAGGGCCACUAUAUGAAGGACCAAAUGGUCAAGAGUCAGCUAGAGGCUCUUGAGGAACCGGAUGAGGAGGAGAUCGAAAAGCUCAAGGACUGCGAUAUUGUCGACGUAUCAGGGACGCCCGACGAUGUGCAACGGUUGGCGUCGGGCGUUGUCGACAAGAUCUUGCAGAAGGACGGCAUGCAUAUCACUGGCGCCCUGUAA